AUGGAGAGGGAUUGGGAGACCUAUGCAGUCGACUCCCAGGGGCUGUCGGGAGGCAUCUUGGUUCUGUGGAGGCGGGGUGUGGGGACAGUUGAUGUCUUCCACAACUGCUCCCAACAAGUAAUCAUGAUAGUAUCACGACCCGACGCUGCUCCAUGGGUACUGUGUGGUGUGUACGCUAGCACGGACCAUCGGGCUAGGAGAGUCCUCUGGCAGGAGAUCACCAACCUGACCGCCCAGGGCACCCCGGCGGUAGCAAUUGGUGAUUUCAAUUGUAUCCAGAGCGCGAAUGAGAAGCGGGGGGGAGCUGCUUUCACGGAUCGAGUGGACAGGAGAGAGUUUCGAGACUUUGUGUCGCGGAACGGCCUAGUAGACUUGGGUUUCUCGGGACCACAGUUUACCUGGUGCAAUAAUCAGUUGGGCAGUGCUAGGAUUUGGGAGCGAUUAGAUAGGGCUUUUGCGACCCCUGAUUGGAUCCUCCGUUUUCCCACAGGCCGAGUUAGUCAUUUGCCACGGAUUGCCUCGGACCACUGCCCACUGCUACUGUCCACCUCAUCAGGCCCCACGCACCGCAGCCCCUUCCGCUUUGAGAAGGUCUGGCUGUCGUACCCCCAGUCUUGGGAUAUUGUUCGCGAUGCGUGGCGGGCCCCGGUGCAUGGCGAUGCCAUGCAACGGGUCUCCCGCAAACUUGAGCUGACCAAACGGCGCCUCCGCCGAUGGAACCGUGAAGUUGUGGGCGAUAUCUUUCGGCGACUGGAGGGGGUUGAGACCUCGAUCGCUGAGCUGCAGAGAAAGGAAGACCUAGGAGGCGUGCUUCCGGAGGACGAUAUGGCCGAUCUCCGGGGACUUCUUGCGACUCACCACUCGCUACUACGGCAGCAUGAGAUUUUUUGGCGACAAAAAUCUCGGGUGCAGUGGGUAAGCGAGGGUGAUCGCAACACCAGGUUCUUUCAUCGGUCGACGGUUAUCCGGAGACUGAGGAGCAUGAUCCACUCACUGCGAGAUGGAUCUGGACAUCGUGUGGAGGGCGAGCCUGCCAUCCGGCAGGUCUUACUCGAUUUUUUCUGUUCUAGAUGGACGGAGGAUGAGGAGGCCAGUGAUGGGGUCCCCCCUCUGACGGUGGAUGCAGGUAUUUGUGAUGCUGAGAGUGUAUCUCUGACCCGGCAGGUGUCGGCACAGGAGGUACAGGAGGCAGUCUGGGCCUUGGCAGUGGACAAGGCCCCGGGACCUGACGGGUUUCCCCCCUUUUUCUUUCGGCAGUAUUGA
Messenger RNA from Phoenix dactylifera (date palm), 1263 nucleotides. NCBI's taxonomy places the organism in Eukaryota, Viridiplantae, Streptophyta, Magnoliopsida, Arecales, Arecaceae. The record is from RefSeq and is a predicted model, not a curated record.